This is a messenger RNA of Acaulospora morrowiae, 897 nucleotides long. NCBI's taxonomy places the organism in Eukaryota, Fungi, Glomeromycota, Glomeromycetes, Diversisporales, Acaulosporaceae. The record is from the annotation of a GenBank genome assembly.
AUGUCGUUGGUAAGCAUUGAUGUAAUUCUCAGCCUAUUUUGGGAGAAUAAUCUGAAAAGGGCUCCCCGUGAGUUUUGCUAUUUCCAGGCCUUGUUGUUACAAUAUGCAUGCUACCUAACGAUGGCGUGCGCGUUAUGUUUCGCCAUACAAACAUAUCGAUUGCUUGUGCUCUACAAGCAGGAGACCUCAGCAUACUUGAAAAGAUUAUAUUACGGAUUUAUAAUUAUAUAUCCUAUAGUCAUCACCAUUAUCCUGGCCAUACUUUCGAUUCGUUUUAAAGCCAUUAAACCGAGAGUCAUGAACUGUGAUGUGGUGGACACCCCCGUCAGGCUAAUAGGCUAUUCCGGCACUAAUCUAAUUCUCAGUUUACCCGGGACUUUUAUAAGUGGUAUUGUACCGAAUCUCGAGUUACUUUUGGGGAAAAAGAGUCACUUGGAUCAAUUCAAGACCACUCUCGGCAGUCGAGACUUAAAUAUGGCGAAUGGUCACUUGGGAUCGGGAUCAUCGGAAGAAAUGGGAAUCAUGUCAGAAUCCCAGAGUGACUCAUCAUCCUCUGCGCAAGAAGAUCAACACAAGAAAUCAUUACAACCUCAACCUCACCUCAACGCCACGUCCCGAUCUAUCACUCAACCUUCGCGCACCAAAAAGGGAAGAAAUGUGGAACAUAAUAGGUCAUAUAAUGUAACACGCAGGGCCGCGAUUCGCAUGGUAGGCUUCUCUCUGGCCUUCGCUCUCAUCAAUAUCACGGCCAGUGUUGGAGUUGUUUUAAGAGUUCUUGCCGAUAAACCAAACGAUACAGGCUUGGCAUCUAACGACUGGGUCGGUGGGUUUCUUGGUAUCAUAGUUUAUCUUGUUUUCGGUCUGCCCGAUAGCGUAUUUAGGGUUCAAAACAUAUAA